This is a messenger RNA of Xenia sp. Carnegie-2017, 833 nucleotides long. RefSeq names its product neuralized-like protein 4. NCBI's taxonomy places the organism in Eukaryota, Metazoa, Cnidaria, Anthozoa, Malacalcyonacea, Xeniidae. Bases 60 to 833 code for a protein of 257 amino acids. Gene Ontology annotation, molecular function: ubiquitin protein ligase activity. The transcript has 6 exons. The record is from RefSeq and is a predicted model, not a curated record.
CGAAAAUGUAUGAUAUUUUGACAAGGUGAUAUUGCGUCACUUUUGUACUGCAAGAAUAAAUGUCGCUUUUCGACGCACUUUUGCUGAACGCUUUACGUAACGCUUUGGAAGAUGAUGAUGAUGAUGAAGACAUUGUAUCUUCAGUCAGACGAACGGACCGUUAUAGUUUCCAUUUCAAACACAGCAAGUUAAUAUCACUGAGCUCAAAUAAGAGAACAGCUGAACGUCAAUGUCAAUUUUUGAUGGCUGGACAUGGCAUAGUUUUUAGUGAUCAACCUUUGCGAGAUAAUGAAUUGUUUGAGGUUUGUGUUGAUAAGUUGGUUCCCGCCCUUUUUGGAGGAAGUGAUAUUACCGUGGACAUAGGAGUGACGGCGUUGAAUCCAUCGUACAUGAAUUUACCAAGAACAAUGACUGAUCUUACAAAUGGAACGUGGAUGCUGAGUGGUGAUCAGGUUGUGAGAAAUAAAGUAAUAAUCAAACGAAGAUAUUGUCAAGAUCUUAACACCUUAUCUGUUGGAGAUCGUAUUGGUGUUUGUAAAACAGAAAAUGGCUCUCUUCAUUUUUUCAUUAAUGGAAAACACCAAGGACUUGCUGCUUCAAGUUUACCCGAAGAUGUUUAUGCUGUCGUCGAUCUUUUUGGCAAAUGUACUGAAGUGUCUAUUGUAUCACCUGGAGGUCCAACAUCUUCCCCGUACUCUCAUGUCCUGGAAGGAGCAUCAUUACGUUCUGAAACAAGAGCAGAAUCAAAAGCAUCAACUGCUAAAACUACAACGGCUUGUAACUAUCGAAAACAAUGUGAAAGUUUCCUUGAAAGUUUGAAUAUUUCAGGUUAG